This is a messenger RNA of Microplitis demolitor, 5037 nucleotides long. It is a transcript of the gene Tdg, whose product is annotated as protein naked cuticle. The record is from RefSeq and is a predicted model, not a curated record. Gene Ontology annotation, biological process: base-excision repair, AP site formation. The transcript is spliced from 9 exons. The coding region runs from base 1355 to 4939 and encodes 1194 amino acids. Gene Ontology annotation, cellular component: nucleus. Lineage: Eukaryota; Metazoa; Arthropoda; Insecta; Hymenoptera; Braconidae. Gene Ontology annotation, molecular function: DNA binding; mismatch base pair DNA N-glycosylase activity.
CGAGGCACAGCCAAAAGCAGUGCGGCCGAAUCUAGUGCCGUGGCUGGGUUACUACUGUGUUUUAUACCUCCGCUGUUUUUUCGUACCGUGCGUGUUUCGUGCGUGCAUUUAUCUAUUACAGAUUCAAAAAAUUCAAAUUGUUUUUACGAUAACCAGUGGAUUAACGUGUGAUAUUUAAUUUAAAAUAAUAGUGUACUAACCAACUAAAGGAUCUAACACAUAAUUUAAGAUACCAAGAUGUUGAUGUAAUUCGAAUUUUAGCGGUUACUAGUGGAGUUUAAUAUAUAUACAUAUAUAUAUAUAUAUAUAUAUUUUUUUUUCUACAACUGUAGUUCGGAAUAACGAGAACGAAAAACACCGCGACGGCCAUGGCUCGCCGUCGCGAGGACACCGACGAUGGUGAUUAAAAACGUCGACGGGUGCGGCAUACUAAACCAGUACGAUAAUUUAAAUAUUAAAACUAAUAUAAAUAAUUUAAAAAUAGUUACAGUAAUUAAAACUCAUAGUAAAAAGUUUGAAUAAAAUGUUUGUGGUGAUAAUUUAAAAUUUAUCGAGUUCGCAGGCUGUUGAUCAUCCGAGACUGGUGACUUGUUUCUGAUAAUUAUUGGUGAACAUGAAGCUUGAUUUUAUUUAAUGAAGAAUACAAAGUGGAUUUGGUGGUGAUAUGGUUGUGAAAUACAGCAAGAGAUCUUUUUUAAAGUAGUCUAGCAACUUGUAAAAAUAAUAAAGUCAGAUAGACUUUAUUACAAGAUAUAUAUAUAUUUAUAUUUAAAUAUACGUAUACAUAUGUAUGUCUAUAUAUUUGUGUGGUUGUUUUAAAAGCAGCAGUGUGUUUUUAAGGACGUGAUACAUUGCCCGGCGGACUAGUUGUGUGUUAUUGGUCUUGGUCAAAAAGCGAUAGCAAACCGGAUACACUUAAAAACGUGUAACUGGCUAGUUGGUGUAGACCAACGAGCUGACGAGCCGGGAGGCUUUCAUUUUAUUUUGUUGGAAGACAGUGAGAACGUUUGUUUUAUUUAAUUAUUUUUUUUUAUUUUAUUUUGUACGUAGUUGUUGCUGUAGUUCUUAUUCACUGCAAUAAUACUUGCGGAUAGUUUGUUAAGCUGUUGUAGUUUUCAGUUGGUCGACAACAGAGCCAAGAAAGUUUUUGAGACAUUAAGCAAGCAGUCCGUCCUCCUACAAGGGGAACAUUACCCGCUGGAGGAUGAACGCGCCACGAGAAUUAACACACGGCUCUUAGUGUUCUUCGUCUUCAACGUCUCAAUUUUUUUUUAUCUUUUUUUGUGUCACCGGGUGGAAGACUGGUUGUUAAAUAACCAGGGAAUAUAUAAGAACAUCGUAAUCGCCAGGAAAAAUGCAAGUGGCAACGUUGUUUCGAGAGAGCAGUACUCUGCUGAGUGCUUCAAAUCUCGAUCCUCCUCAGCAACAACAUCCGGCUCUGCAACAGCAACACCAGCAGCAACAACAACAACAACAACAACAGCAACAACAUCAUCAGCCGCAGCAAGAACAACAACAACAACAUCAGCAGCUUCAGCAUCAUCAGCAAAUUCAACAACAGAGUCCGGAUAUCCAUCUUGGUCAUCAUAUGCAGCACUAUCAUAAAAUGUCUUAUCCAUCGCCAGUACAAAAUGGCGUACAAAAUAAUAGUACAAUGAACUGUUCUGGUUCUCAAGGGUUGAUGGUGAAACAGGAGGCACGGGACGACGGUUACGAGACGAGUCCAGACCUGGAGAUGAGAAGCAACGGGGGUGACAGUAGCCAGCAGUAUCACACUCCACUGACGCCACAUACGCCCCACACGCCGCACACACCCCAUACACCAUUAACGCCGAUAUCGGCAACGUCGCAUCAGCCCCAACAGCCAAGCUCCACUGGGGCCACGUUAGGACAGGUGCCGAUAAAAUGUGAAACACCAGUAGAUCCUUAUUCAUUCGUUGAUGAGGAAAUGUCAAUGAGCGGUGGUAUAAGAGCGGCAAGUAGUCCUGGUGAAAAUAUUGAUGGAAUGACAUGUUCUACUAGUAGUAAUAUACAAUCGAGUAUCAGUACUCCGUCAUCAUCAUCACCAAGUCCUAUGCCCAGUCAACAGCAACAACAACUUCAGCAGCAGCAUCAGCAGCAGCUUCAUCAUCAUCAACAACAACAUCAUCUUGAACAACAACACCAGCAACACCAUCUUGAACAACAACAACAACAGCAUCAUCAUCAACAACAGCAACAACAACAACAUCAUAUGAGUAUGAUGAUGAACGGUGCACUUAAUUCACUUCAAUUACCACAUCAGCCGAAGAAACGAGGCCGUAAGAAGAAGUCAGAAAUGAUACUUACACCUGAAGAGGCGGAGCUUGCUGAGGCUAAAAAACGUGCUAAAACAUACAAAGAAAGAAAAAAGCACGACAGGUUCGAUGGUAUGCCUGAAGAAGAAGUCAGUAAACGAGUGCUCCCUGAUCAUCUUACUGAUAAUCUUGAUAUUAUUAUCAUUGGCAUUAACCCUGGGCUUUUCGCGGCUUACAAGGGCCACCACUACGCCGGACCAGGAAACCACUUUUGGAAAUGUUUACAUUUAAGUGGCCUAACACCUGAUCCACUCACUGCUGAAGAUGAUUAUUCAUUACUAAAUUUAGGAAUUGGUUUUACUAAUAUGGUUGCGCGUGCAACCAAAGGAAGUGCUGAUUUAACGAGAAAAGAAAUUAAAGAAGGCAGCAGUUUAUUGUUGGAAAAGUUAAAGAGGUACAAGCCAAAAAUAGCAGUAUUUAAUGGAAAACUUAUUUACGAAGUUUUCUCUGGUAAAAAGGAAUUUGGAUUUGGUAGACAACCGAAUUUAAUUGAGGGUACAAAUACAUAUAUGUGGGUGAUGCCAUCGAGUAGCGCCAGAUGUGCGCAAUUGCCACGCGCGGCAGAUAAGGUGCCAUAUUAUGCAGCUCUUAAAAAAUUUCGUGACUAUUUGAAUGGUACAAUAUCACAUCUAGAUGAAUCGGAUAUUGUAUUUGCUGAUCCAAAAGUAAAUAAAAAGAAGGAACUUGAUGCUAUUGAAGAUAAAAAGUCAACGUUCGAUGGUGAUGAUAUCGAUGGCGAGAGCAGGACGUCUGAUUUAAAUGAAAUGAAACAGGAGCAAGGAAUGAUACCGGGUAAAAAGAAACGGGGUAGACCGAAGAAAAUUAAAAAUCCUGAUGAUCAAAUGAUGAUUCCAUCAGAAUCCGAUAGUAAAAUGGACACUAGUAGCGGUGGCAGUGGCAGUGUUAGUGGUGGUGUCGGAGGAGGCGGAAGUGUUGGAAUAGGAAUGGGAGGAGAAGUGAUAAAAAAACGUCGUGGACGUCCAAAGAAAAUUCAUCAGCAACAGAAACAGCAGGAACGUGAAAAUAGAGAGCGUGAACAAAUGGUACAACAGCAACAUCACCAGCAGCAUCAACAGCAUCAGCAACAGCAGCAUCAUCAUCAUCAUCAUCCUCAUCAUUCACAAAGCAUGGGAGGACAUCUUGGUGACAGCUAUGGCAACGUACCAGGGUGUUUUUCCCCACCACUUAUGUCACCACCAAAACCAUAUGCUCAUAUGGCACCGUAUCCUCAACCCGAGUCAAAUUUUUUCUCCCAGGGUAUGAAUGACAGUCCGUAUAACAUGAGCGCUAAACAAAGUCCCGUACAUCUACAACAGCAUUACAGCCAAAGUCCUAAAUCCAUGUCCUUGUCGUUUACUCAUUCGGAUUUAUCGUCUGAAAUUAACACGGCAAUAUCAUCCGAGAAUAAUCUCGAGCCAUCCCCAUUGACGUCGCCAAGUGUUGAGCAUCCAGAUUUUGAACCACCAACAAGUAUGUCUCAACAACAGCAGCAAAAUCUCACGAACGAUCAUCGUGCUUAUAAUCCAGCUGGUACGACAGAUGGUACAAUACCACACUCAGGUAGUCCUAGUACACAAUCACACUCUAGUUACACGAGCUACAUGGGUUUUCAUGAUCAACCUACACCUGAAUCUCAUGGGCAUGGACAUCAAACAACGCCCACGGGGAUGAAUCCUGCUGAAGAACAGCAGCACUCACAUCAGUCCCAUCACACACCACCGUUAAGUCAUCCUCACACGCCAACAAAUUCAUCAAUGUCACCUCAUCCGCACGAGCAGUACGGUAUGAAGAGAAAUACCAGCCAAGAUGUUGCUUCCAAGAGUCUGAGUGAUCUCGAGUCUCUAGUUGAUCAGAUACCCAGUAUAGCUGACGGUGGUAAUCAACGUUUGCAUUCGCAUUCAGUGAUAACUGAUGACGGUCUUGGUGACAAUAAAAUGGAAUCACAUCAUCAAUCGUAUCUUUCUGGUUUUGCUGGUCCAGGUAUGAGUAAUUACAGUCCGCCACUUGGCGGGGGAAUUUAUUCUGGCUCGCAACCGCUCUAUCCAGGUGAUAAUUAUGGAUCACCCUAUGGUAUGAAUAGCCGCCAUGAACAACAACAGCAACAGCAACACCAACAGCAACAACAACAGCAGCAGCAACAACAACAACAACAGCAGCAACAACACAGUAAAUCUUACACUGUAGAAAAUCUUGCGUCAAGCAAUUACACACCGAGCAUGAGCCAAGCAGGAAAUAGCUACUCAAACAUUAUCCCCGGUCCACAUUAUCCCGUACCGACUAUGGGACCCACCAAUGGCUAUCUCUUCGGGGGAUUAGAGUCAAGUCUGAUGCAACGUACUUACGGAAUGACCGGAAUGACUGGUAUGGGUGGUAUGCAUCCCUCGUUAGGGCACAUGGCUAAUCCCUAUCCAUACAAUACAUCCUACUCGAGUUCCUUCGAGGCGUAUCCUACACCUCCGGCUGGCAUUCAUGCACCCAGUCCAAAUUAUCCUGGCGGGUACGGUGUCUCCAGCACUACCAGCAGUCCUGGUAAUUCAACACCUCCUUCCUACCUUCAAUCCCAUCACAGGCCACCCGUUGACCUUGGCUAUGACGGCGUAUGAUAAUCAUUGUAAGCGUUAUGCUUUACUAAAUAAAUAAAAUAUUUAAAAAAAAGGAAAAAAAAAUAAUAAAUAAUAAACAAUAUAUAUGUAUAAAUAUA